Paramuricea clavata is the source of this 1830-nucleotide messenger RNA. NCBI's taxonomy places the organism in Eukaryota, Metazoa, Cnidaria, Anthozoa, Malacalcyonacea, Plexauridae. The record is from the annotation of a GenBank genome assembly.
GUCCACUUGUCGUGCUACAGUCUGUUUUACAACUCUAUAUUUUAAAUCUUCGAUCAUCUCUAUCAUUCCAUGAUCAUGGCUUCAAAAUAUCACGACGAUUGGCAAUCUAGUAAGAAAACAGUCUUACAAAGAAACGCGUAUAUGUUUGAUAACGAAUUGAUGAGCGAUGUUUCUUUCAUUUGUGGAGAAUCAAGUCGCAUAUUUCAUGCUCACAAAUACGUGCUUGCCACGAGCAGUACUGUGUUUUAUGCAAUGUUCUAUGGCGAUUUAGCUCAAAAAGAAUCACCCAUUUGCAUCCCAGAUGCGGAAGAAGAAAGCUUCAAAGAGUUUCUGCGUUUUCUGUACAUCGAUGAUUGUAAAAUUACUAGUGCAGAGACGGCGAUACAAGUUAUAUAUUUGUCUAAGAAGUAUCUUAUUUCGUCUUUGACAGAGAAAUGUUGCAAGGUUCUAGAGGCAUUUAUUAAGCCUGACAAUGUUUUCGCGGUGUUGGAACAAGCAGUUUAUUUUGAUGAAAAAGAGUUGGAAGCAAAGUGCUGGGGUAUUUUUUCGACGAACACUGUAGAAUGCAUAAGAUCGGAAGCAUUCUGUGAUAUUGCAUCACAAACACUGAAUGCGGUUCUGAAGAGAGAGACGUUGACAAUAACAGAAGUGGAAUUGUUCAAAGGCGUAUUGAGAUGGACAGACAGCGAAUGUGCAAGACAGGGUAUAAAUAUUGAAGAAGACAAAACGGCACGAAGACGGGUGCUAGGGGACAGUGUGCAUGAAAUUCGUUUCCUUGCAAUGUCACCGAUGGACUUUGCAAAAUAUGUCUCUCCUACUGGGAUACUCACAGACGCAGAGAUCGAGUCUGUUUAUCAAAAGUUUAGGGAAGUAAAUGUGACAGACCCGAAAUGGAAGCGAGAAAAAAGACAACCAUGUAUACUCGGUUUCAGCAGAUUCGACCCUGGCAAUUUUCGAGCUAAUAGCUGGAGUUAUGAUGAUGUGGAUUCCGAUGCUCUCACCUUAACUGUCAAUAAAGCUGUUAUUUUUCACGGUGUUCGCUUGUUUGGCAACUCCCGUGGUAGUCAAUACGAAGUAAACUUUACGAUCAAAGACAAAGAUGAAAGUGUAAAAGGGUACUACACUUCAGAGCCAGACAAUGAUGGCGUAUCUGGUUAUGAUGUCAUAUUACCAAAACCAAUUUCUCUACGGCCAAAGGAAGAGAUCACAAUAAUUGCGACAAUAAAAGGACCAAAAUCCGAUGGUGGUUACAAUGGAAAACCAUCAGCGAAAGUCGAUAGAAUUGUUGUAAUGUUUAAAACUGCACCUUCUGAUUUAACUCCCAAUUGUACAAGAAAAGAAUUUGGUCAAUUUUACAAAAUUUUCCUUUCUAAGCUGUUAUAGUCACUGUAGAAAAUCAUAAUUAUAAAUGACUAAAGACCCGUUUACACUACGCUCGAUUUUUGGUACCGUACCACUUUUUUGGUUCUUGGACUACCUAAAUAAGUAGUCCAAGAACCGAAAAAGUGGUACAGGUACCAAUUUUAUCCAUGCCGUACCAAAAAUUGAGCGUAGUGUAAACAGGGCUUAAUUGUACAUCUAUUAUCAUUUAGCAUCAUGCAAGUAUAAACCAAACUAUUACCAUAUUUAUUAAAGUUGUUGGAUAUUAUGUAAUUAUAUGCCCAGUUACUAUUAUCCAUUUGUGGUAACACGAUUAUCUAAACCCAGGACCCGACACUACAACAAAUAAUUUAGGAAGGCAAUUAAGAAACAUAACGAAUUUUGACAAUGCAUAGAAAAUUUAUGUCUUAAUAGUCGUCGAUCACGAUAGUUCUUGAAAAUUAAAUAAUA